GAUCAAAUCUCUUCAAGGAUCCCAGCCGAAAGCCAUUUUGUUUUUCAGGACACUUUGCAAGGGUACCUACCUGAAGCGAAUUUGCAUCAAAGCAGUAGUUGGGUUGUCGCAGUUAUUUCUUCAGCUUCACGAUGUUUCCCUUUGCCAAAAACGCACUAAGUCGUCUCCCAGUUCGAAGCAUUCAGCAAACAAUGACAAGGCAGAGCCACCAGAAACGUAUACCUGAUUUUCAUGACAAAUAUGGUAAUGCUGUAUUAGCUAGUGGAGCUACUUUCUGUAUUGCUGUAUGGACAUAUGUAGCAACACAAAUUGGAAUAGAAUGGAACCUGUCCCCUGUUGGCAGAGUCACCCCAAAGGAAUGGAGAGAUCAAUAAUCAUCCCAUCUGGUGUAAUACUGAAUAGUUAAAAAAUUAACUCAUAAUUGAUGCCAAGUAAAAACGCUGUGUACCCAUUAAAAUAUGGCAUUGUUGAAGAAAUAAAGUACAUUUGAAACCUUCA
Messenger RNA from Carlito syrichta (Philippine tarsier), 498 nucleotides. RefSeq names its product cytochrome c oxidase subunit 7B, mitochondrial. NCBI's taxonomy places the organism in Eukaryota, Metazoa, Chordata, Mammalia, Primates, Tarsiidae. The transcript is spliced from 3 exons. The record is from RefSeq and is a predicted model, not a curated record. The coding region runs from base 132 to 374 and encodes 80 amino acids. Gene Ontology annotation, biological process: mitochondrial electron transport, cytochrome c to oxygen.